Scatophagus argus is the source of this 4164-nucleotide messenger RNA. It is a transcript of the gene galnt7, whose product is annotated as UDP-N-acetyl-alpha-D-galactosamine: polypeptide N-acetylgalactosaminyltransferase 7. NCBI's taxonomy places the organism in Eukaryota, Metazoa, Chordata, Actinopteri, Scatophagidae. Gene Ontology annotation, cellular component: Golgi apparatus. The record is from RefSeq and is a predicted model, not a curated record. The coding region runs from base 565 to 2505 and encodes 646 amino acids. The transcript has 15 exons.
GUCACUUGGACAUACCUCUUGUUGCACACUCCCACACCUGCAGCUACUGUAAUACCCGACAAUCCAGGAGUGAGCCCUUUUUCACCUUAAGUCAUGUCAGGAACUGAGGGACUCAGUUUGAAUAUUUACAGUUGGUAUGUUAAAUACAUUUAAGAUAUUACGGGAUAGUUAAUAUAUAAAGGAAAGGUCUUGCUUUUCGCGGUGGGUAUUUAAUGCCCCUACAGGCGUGUGCUUCUCAGUUAGGCAGAGCUACAGCACUAAGGGGGGGCUGCUACGCUGGAGCGGUGUCAGCAGUAGCAGGUCAGGGUGACAAACUGUAAAGAAGAAGACAGGGAUAAGAGCCGGAAAGGAGCAGUUUCCCCUACCCUGGUGGAAUACAAAACAUUAAAAGUCGUAUUCCUAUCGCUGUCUGUCGACGAUUUAGUACCAGCCUCGCUGUUCGAACUUGCAACAUCAGCAGCUAACUGGUCGUUAGCUGCCUGGAUAUCCUGCCAGCCGGUUAGCCCUUCAUUGCUAACCUAGCUUAACUGUGGGCAGUCCGGCUACCCACGAAGAGCUUCCAAAAUGAGGCUGAAAGUAGGAUUUAUUCUACGGAGUUUACUCGUUAUUGGGACGUUCCUUGGUUUGGUGCUGCUCUGGUCUUCUCUGUCGCCGAAACCGAACGACGAAAACCCUUUUGGAAAACGGGAUGACAGUUUGCUACCCAAAGGAAAUCUGGCAGGUCAGUUUAAACCUGUGGUGCCUUGGCCUCAUGUGGAGGGGGUGGAGGUUGACCUCAACUCCAUCAGACUCAAACAUGGGGGGGCAAACCAUGGCCUGAACCCUGACCAGCAGCCGAACCAGAAUCAGGUGAUCCAACAGCAGUAUGUGACAUUCAAACCCCACACUCAUUCCUACUCAAGCCCUAUUCUGAAGAAAGGUAUCCUGGGAAAUUUGGAGCCCAAGGAACCAGAGCCUCCAGGAGUACCCAAUGGUCCUGGAGAGGGAGCCAAGCCUUUUGUCCUGGGUCCAGAGUACAAGGAGGCUGUCCAGGCUUCCAUCAAAGAGUUUGGCUUUAACAUGGUGGCUAGUGACAUGAUCUCACUAGACAGAACCAUCAGUGAUAUACGCCAUGAAGAGUGUAAAUACUGGCAUUAUGAUGAAAGACUGCUGACUUCCAGUGUGGUGAUAGUCUUCCAUAAUGAAGGCUGGUCUACGCUGAUGCGAACCGUUCACAGUGUCAUCAAGAGGACUCCCAGAAAAUACCUGGCUGAGAUAGUUAUGAUAGAUGACUUCAGCAACAAAGUCCAUCUGAAGGAGCGUUUGGAAGAGUACAUCAAGCAAUGGAAUGGUCUUGUAAAACUCUUCAGAAAUGAAAAGAGAGAAGGACUGAUCCAAGCCAGGAGUAUAGGAGCGAAGAAGGCCUCUAAAGGACAGGUGCUGAUAUACCUUGAUGCCCACUGUGAGGUUGGAAUCAACUGGUAUGCUCCUCUGAUUGCUCCUAUUUCAAAAGACAGAACGGUGUGUACGGUGCCUCUGAUCGACUCCAUCCAUGGCCAGAAGUUCACCAUCGAGCCCCAAGGGGGAGGAGACCAGGAUGGCUUUGCUAGAGGAGCCUGGGACUGGAGCAUGCUCUGGAAGAGAAUUCCUCUGGGAGACAGAGAAAAAAAACUCCGAAAAACUCAUACUGACCCUUAUAGGUCUCCAGCCAUGGCAGGUGGCCUCUUUGCUAUAGAGAGAGACUUCUUCUUUGAGCUGGGACUCUAUGACCCAGGACUGCAGAUAUGGGGAGGAGAAAAUUUUGAAAUAUCCUACAAGAUCUGGCAGUGUGGCGGCCAGCUGCUCUUUGUGCCAUGUUCUCGUGUCGGCCAUAUUUACAGACUUCAGGGAUGGCAAGGCAACCCUCCACCUGCACAUGUUGGAUCGUCACCAACUCUGAAGAACUAUGUUCGUGUGGUGGAGGUAUGGUGGGAUGAAUAUAAAGACUUCUUCUAUGCCAGUCGUCCUGAAACUCUCACUCUAGCCUACGGAGACAUCAGUGAGCUCAAACGCUUCAGGGAGGAACAUCGAUGCAAGAGCUUCAAGUGGUUUAUGGAGGAAAUAGCAUAUGACAUUCCAGUGCACUACCCUCUGCCUCCGAAAAAUGUGGAAUGGGGGGAGAUUCGUGGCUUUGAGACAAGUUACUGUAUCGACAGUAUGGGACACACCAAUGGAGGCAAUGUGGAAACGGGACCUUGCCACAGGAUGGGGGGCAACCAGUUGUUCCGUAUCAAUGAAGCCAACCAGUUGAUGCAGUAUGACCAGUGCUUGACCAGAGGAAGUGAUAAUUCAGCUGUCAUCAUCACACACUGUGAUCAGAACCAGUACACUGAGUGGAAGUACUUCAAGGAUCUCCACCGGUUCACUCAUGUGCCAACAGGAAAAUGUCUGGACCGCUCUGACCUGCUCCACAAAGUGUUCAUAUCAGACUGUGACACCAGUAAAACCACUCAGAAAUGGGAGAUGAACAACAUAGUGGCUGUAUGAAGAAGACAGGGGGGCACAGAGAACAACACGGUGACUGUAUGAAGACGUACACACUGAUUAACACAUGCCAAGAAAUACAUCCAUACUAUAAGUUUACAAAUCUAUCAAACUGAUACUGUCCUUUUAAGGAAACAACAUGUUUCUGAUAUGAGCCAGUCAGUGUCAGUGCACCUCCAACAUGAUCGAGUCAGAGUGGCAGCUUCAACCCAAAAUUGUUCGUCUCAGCCAAAACAUGCCUUUGUCAAACUUUGUAACUUUCAUGUAGACACAUAGAUACUCCAGAUGGUCGGUGUGGAGGUUGAAGUUGCCGGUCCUCAGAAUGACCUUUUGGACCAACACUGAACUGGAAACAUGUUGCUCUCUGUCUCUGUCUUUCAUUGUGUUUACACACUGUCUCUCUAUCUUUUGGGCUCUCAGGUCUUUUCUAAACCACUCUGUUCAUUUCUGAAAUCAAUCACAUCAACUCCAACUAUUGAGUCAAGCUCUUAUUAGACAUUUUCAAUCAUCUGUUAGCCAGACUGAUUAGCUCAUUCACCAAAGAGUCAUUGGUGGAGGAUUCAGUCACGUCAUCAGUGUAAUGAACCAGGUAAAGUGUUGGUACGUACACCGUCUGUGAGUCAGGUCCUGUUUCAGUGAGAAGCACUUGUUGGACAUAUUAUAUCAGUCAGUCUGAAGAGCCGUUAGGCAGAUGUCUUGAGCAACAGACAAAAAGGUGACAAAAGGUGGAAACGUUCUCAAAUCCCAGUGAGAUGCAAGUAAAGCUUCUACAGGCACAUGCUAAAAUUGACACUGACAUCUUGUAUUAUAUUAGCUUUUUCUUCACAUUUGCACUGUGAAAAGCAUUUUUUACUAACCCCAGUGAAAGGGCCACUUCAAGCUUGAAGCUAAUGCAGCAAUCUAACAGAUUGUUUGGUGAAGCAGCAGAAUCAAAUUCACCACACUGUAUCAAAAGCCUAACCAAGACGACAAAGGAAAGCAAUGCUCGUGUCCUCCUACAUGAAGCUUUAUCCGGCAUUAGUUUCUCAUUCCCAGCAUGCCUUGUCUGAAGCCAGCCCUUCUAGAAAAUGCUUUGAAAUGGACACUAAUAAAAGUAACUGUAUUUUCUUAACUUUGAUUGGUUGCCAGUUACUUCUGUUGUCUUCCAUCGGCUUGGAUUUAUUUUCAUCAACUUGGACAGACAACUGAGAUGCUUUAUAGGAAUCUUAAACAUGUUAAAUAACAGUGAUCUGAUUGACUGAGGACUUGAACUCCCUGCCUCACUGACAGUCCUGAUGAGUGAUUCAGUAGCUGACCAGUUGACUGUGACUUAGUAAUUGCCUGUCUGAAAAUGGGGGAAAUAAAAGGAAAAAAAAAAAAAACACUGGGUUUUUGGAGUGGGGCAUGAUACCAGUGAGAAAUGCACAACUUGGGGGAAAAAACAACAAAUGAAGAAAAUUUGACUGCUUUUUGUUGUUUGUUUUUGCAAGGGAAAUAGGGUUUGGUGUAUGGAUGAUCAUGUAUGCAAUGUUUUGUACAAUGUAAAUAGAUUUCUUUGUAAAGAUGAUCAUGAUGAAUUUUGUGAAGGGCCUUGAAUGGUGUAAAUAUUUAACUUAUAGCAGAGAUUUAAUAUGAGCUGAACAGUGGGUGAUUGAUCAAAUAAAAAUCAGAUUUUUACUACUA